Molecule: messenger RNA, 1186 nt
Organism: Ilyonectria robusta
Lineage: Eukaryota; Fungi; Ascomycota; Sordariomycetes; Hypocreales; Nectriaceae
Exons: 2
Coding region: 45-1010 (321 amino acids)
Source: RefSeq, a predicted model, not a curated record
AUUUGAUUCACCCCAACUAUUACAUCCCAACUUGAAAUUUCACCAUGGCUACCAAGUCUAUCGAGAGAGUCUGCAUUAUCGGUGCUACCGGUCGCAUUGGAGGGGCCUUUGCAGAGGCACUACUGAAGACUGGCAAGCACACAGUCACCGCCUUGACUCGUGCAGACAGCAAAGGUCAGCUUCCCGAGGGAAUCAAAGCCGUCAAGGUCGACUACGAUGACGAGGCAUCGAUAGUGGAGGCUCUGAAAGGCCAGCAAUUCCUCGUCAUUACCCUUUCAGUAACUGCUCCCCAAGAUCUCCAUGGCAGGAUUGUGGUCGCCGCAGCCAAAGCCGGCGUCCCCAUGGUCAUGCCAAAUGCCUAUGGGUAUCCCAUGGAUAGGAAGAACAUGGAUGCAGAGGAUACCUUUGCCGCCGGUCUUCUUUCUAAAAUUGAAGAAGCGGAAAGGCUUGGCCUGUCAACAUUCACCCUGUCCUGUGGUUUCUGGUACGAAUGGAGUCUGGCUCUCGGCGAACAGUGGUUUGGUUUCACCAUCAAGGACCAGAAGGUCACAAUGUUUGACGAUGGAAAGCGAGUCGUUACCGUUAGCACCUGGGAGCAGUGUGGUCGUGCCCUUGCCGGGUUUCUCAGUCUUCCGGAGUCUGGUGCCAGCCCUUGCGUUGGCGACUAUACGAACAGCAACAUCCUCAUCAACAGCUUCCAAGUGUCGCAACGUGACAUGCUCGACAGCCUGCACCGCGUUUUGGGAACCUCGGAUUCGGACUGGGACAUCACAUAUGAAUCCGUUGAAAAGCGUAUGCAAGAUGGUACAGAGGAGCUGAAGAAGGGGAUGAUGACGGGCUUCGCCAAGGUUCUCUAUGCACGGGGGUUUGACGCUGCUAACAAGAAUCGCGACUACGCAGCGACAAGUUCAAUGGCUAAUGGUAUUCUCGGGCUUCCAAAAGAAGACCUCGAUGAGGCGACGAAGAGGGCAGUGGACAUGGUGCGAAGUGGCUGGACUCCUUUUGCCUAGAAGUGCGAGGCAAAUGCUUCCCGGAGUUUGACGAUUCAAUAAUCGCCACUCUUCUAGAUCCGUGGGCUUAGUAGUUGAGAAUGCAUUUCUUAUCAUGGAGUCUAAUACAGGUCGCAUUAAAAAGAUCUAUUAUCCGUCCUGUCGGUCUUGAUCGCCUGCCACAGCUCUAUUCCAUU